AUGAACUUGUUUAGCUUGGUCAUCGGUGGAUGGAUCUUGAGUGCCAUGGUGGUUUCUUUGAAUUCGACCAAAUAUUCCAUGCCCGAAAUUAUUUCCAACCUUUUGGUUACAAAGAAAGAUUUGAGUCCACUGGAGAGGUUGCAAAACCGUUUAGAUGUGUUCCGUCAGGUGUUGGCCAUUAGGGAUGAUGAGGUGAAGGUUGAUGAGCUCCGGCAGUUUGUAACAGAUAGAGGAAUAGGUUUGAGAAAUGGAACUGAGAAUGGGUUAAAAAUGGGUACAGAGGAUGAAAACAGGGUUGAUAGAAAGGAUAGAGAGAUUUCAUUUAAUAGAGGAGAUAUUAAAGGUAGUGAGAUGGUUUUGAAAAGUGGUGGAGAGAAGGAAAUAGAAGAGGGUGAAGGUAUAGUACAGAAGAUAAAUGGAUCAACACUACUUGAGCAGAGUAGUGUAAUUGGAGAGAAGUCUGAACAACUUGAGAGAGAACAAUCUACUCAAUCUGAUCAGAAAUCCUCUGAAGAUCAGUCUAAUCAAUCCCAUCUUCCUGGUCAACCUCUUACGUCUCCCCAUCAACCAUCUAAAGACUCAGGAAUGACUGGGAAACAUGUGCAAAAUGGGAAGAAUCCAUCAUACAAGUUAUCGGUAGUACCCCAAUUCAAUCAACAUGCAAGACCUGAGGAGUACGUACCAAAGAACUUUAAGUACGCCAAACCUAAAAUCUCCUGGGAUAAUAGUGGAGGCACCUCCUUGAAAGGGAAUAUUGAGGCUAUCUCUUCUCCAGAACCUAUUCCAGAGGAAAUAUUGACUCGAUUGGAACUUCCUGUAAGAGGGGAAGGAGAGCCCGAGUUGGAAUACCUUCGUAGAAUAUACCCAGACAUGAAGAAAGUGUUUGAAGAGAAGGGUACUUCUCCUAAUGAUGAUUCUUUAAAUAGUAAAGAUGAUCAUCUAGCUGAUAAUCCACCUGAUGGUCUUGCAAGUAGUCCUCCUCCGGGAACAGAUGGGAUAGUUUAUGAAGAUGAUGAGUAUGUGUAUGAGUAUUUAUAUGAGACUGAUGAUGAAGAGGAAGAGAGCUACGAGGAAGAAGUGGAAACAACUCUCACCCUCCCUCCCCUCACGGCUACGGAUUCAACAUCCACUAGAUCCAGUCUUCUCACCUCACACUCCACUAUGACUACAUCCAACCAGACAAUCACUGUUUCCAAGAACAUCACUCUCAUCUCGACCACUAGCACGUCCUCCAUUUCAGUUCUGAGUUCGAAUUCGAGCAGACUCUCAUUAAACUUCCCAAACACCACAGUCUCUACCAACCGUGUUACAACUACUCGUACAAUCACAUCGAGGACCCGUGCACCCGACCAGUUCAAAGACUUCCACCAAGGGUUACCCGAAGAUGGACCCCGAGGUGGAAAGAACCGAGGAAGACUCCGGAACCAUCAAGGGAAAGGAGAGAGAAAUAACAGAAACCACACCAGAAGUGCCUUUGAUGUUUUCCGGUCUUUCUCUAGUAAUGCCCAGAGGAAAACUGAGCUUGGAACUACCCAGUGGGCCAUGAUUCUCAUACUUUCUAUAGCUAUAUACAUUCAAUAA
[Candida] anglica is the source of this 1581-nucleotide messenger RNA. The record is from the annotation of a GenBank genome assembly. NCBI's taxonomy places the organism in Eukaryota, Fungi, Ascomycota, Pichiomycetes, Serinales, Debaryomycetaceae.